Messenger RNA from Silurus meridionalis, 2518 nucleotides. RefSeq names its product P2Y purinoceptor 4-like. Gene Ontology annotation, cellular component: plasma membrane. The transcript has a single exon. Gene Ontology annotation, molecular function: G protein-coupled receptor activity. Bases 104 to 1168 code for a protein of 354 amino acids. The record is from RefSeq and is a predicted model, not a curated record. Gene Ontology annotation, biological process: G protein-coupled receptor signaling pathway. Lineage: Eukaryota; Metazoa; Chordata; Actinopteri; Siluriformes; Siluridae.
GUCUGAUCCACACAAAAAAAAAAAAAGCGAGAAAAAAAGAAGAACUGCCCAUGUUCUUCUUCCUCAUUUUUUCUGCACCAUUUAGCAGUUGCUGUAUCACCAGAUGAGCACACAGUUUCAUGUGCAUAUUUAUUUUAGUCUCUCGAAGAUGAAGGAACAAACUACCAUGUCCUGUCCACCACAAACCCUGCACAUCAGCUUAACAAUCAUCCUAUGCGUGGUCUUCCUGAUAGGACUUGUUCUUAAUGGCUUUAGCCUCUGGGUCUUUAUCUUCCGGAUUUCUAAAUGGCAUGCUGGCACGGUUUUGCAGUUCAACUUGGCAAUAAGUGAUGCCCUCGCCGCUCCUGCAACCCCAAUGAUGGCUGUCUACUUUAUCAACGGGAACAACUGGGAGUUUGGCACCUUUCUGUGCAAGAUGAAGAUAGCCUUAAUCAUUGCUCACUUCUACGGCAGUAUAUUCUUUCUCACACUUAUCAGCAUUCACCGCUAUGUGGUCGUGGUUCACUUCAAAAGAUCAUCACGGAUGAAACGGAAGGAAUUCGUGAAGAAGCUAUGUUUUGGAGUGUGGUGUUUUCUAUUAGCUGGUGGCAUCUUGUAUGGGAUUCUGCUGCCUGUUACCGAUGAAGACGGACACAAGCAAUGCCUUUCCAUACAUCAAAGCAAACAUACCAGUGUGUACUUUACUAUUAACUUUGUACUCUUUGUUUUUGGCUUUCUUUUGCCUUUCACUGUGUCAGUGAUCUGCUACAGCUUUCUGGUUCGAUCAGUAGCGCAGGUGAACGUCAAUUCGCUUCAAGGUCAGUCAAUCAAGACAAAGUCAAUAAGGAUGAUUGGAAUGUGUCUGGUUAUCUUUGGGCUCUGCUUCUUCCCUCUUAAUGUUACCCGUACUGUUGCAGUUAUCAUUAAAAAGUACUUUCCUAAAAACUGUCAGUUUUUGCUACGAGUGGAAAUGGCGUACUACGUCUCAUAUGUCCUGGCAGGAAUCAACUGUUGCUUGGACCCCCUUGUCUAUUUCUUUGGCUCAUACAAUUUUAAUAAAGCUUUCAGAAGUUCGGUGAAAAUAGGCAGAGGUCAACAGGAACAAGAGAACAGGACUGAAUCAGAGACAACAAGUUACAGUGCAAACAGGAAUGCUGUCUAUACCGUAUCUUCUAGAGUGCAAUCAUAGGAUUUCAUAGUUACAAAACAAGGCAUGUUUGAUUGCAAUCUAUUAACUGUCAAUUUGUUAAGUCAAUUUCCUUUCAAGUAUUUUCUGUGCAGCCGUCAGAGAGGAACAAAAGUGUAAAAUAUAUCCUAACUAUACUUCUCCAUAUUUGUUAUACAUUAGUGAAAUGUUUUUGUUUUGCUGUUUUAUUGCUGUUUAGUUGGUUUUCUUCAGUAGUUUAAUUUGGGGUGCUUAUCUUCGGAAGGUAUUUAAGCAGAAUACUAUUAAGUUUUUAAGAAUAACUAAAGACUCUAAAAAUAUGAUGUAUGCAGUUUACUAAUAUGCAUGUGCAUAAGUGCAGUGUGAAAUGAUGUAUACGAUGUACACUGGCAGUCAAGUUUCGUUUUUUGUCACCCUUUUUUUUUGGUUUGAGAAAUAGACUCUGGUUAAAUACUAUAAAAAAAUAAUAUAUUUAAGUAAUGAUUUUACCUCAAGUAAACUUACAGUCUUGGCAUAUACAUUUUACCAAACAAAUGCACUGUCCUUAAAUAAAGCACUUAUUUAGAGCCUUAUUUGACAUGGAGCAUGUCUUUAAAUAUAAAUAUUUCUUUAUCAGAAACUGCUGUAUAAUGUUUAUGUUCGAGGUGGAGUCAGUGCUGAUUAAAAGGAAACGUUGGUCAUAAGGUAGGAUACGUGUCAAUUACAGGGCACUAAGCACACACGCUUCACACUCAUUCACACCAGGGGUAAUUUAUUCUAGACAAUCCUCUAGUUAAUCCAUUUUUUUGAGAGGUGGGAGGAACUCAAAGAACCUGGAGGAAGCUCAAUAGUAAUUCAUUGAUAGUAAUAGUAAAUCAUUAAGAUUUAAAGGGGGAAAAAUGAUGCACCUGUAAUGCAACGUGUUUUCAUUGGGAAGAAUCCUGAGUUUGAUUCUUAUAUCAUCUCCUGUUUGCCAAACGCUGGUUACCUGAGUUAAGAAGUGAUAAUUAAUAGAGUGUAGAGUAAAAUGUGUUUAUUAAUCAUUUAAGUGAAGCGAGAGGUUGACAGCUGAACAUUGCUCAUUCUUCUAACGUGGAAGCACUUAUCCCAGUUUAUAUGCUUUCACAAUGCAAGUUUUUAAAAUGCAGGGGUUAUUUAAAAAUGUUUACCUAUUUACUAAGUUUCAUUUAUCAGUUUAAUUUUAUUUAUUUUACCAAUAAACAUAUUUGAAAGACCUCAUACUUACAGUGUAUAUAAAGAAAUGACACACCUCUCCUAAGAAUGUUAAGUUGUACACACUUAUGUAACUAGGUUGUAUCUUACUUUUUUAAACAUUAUUUUAAAAUUUUCUCCAUAAAAUGGUUUAAUAAGUGUUCAAAUGUGUUUUGUUUUUCA